Molecule: messenger RNA, 6318 nt
Organism: Sardina pilchardus (European sardine)
Lineage: Eukaryota; Metazoa; Chordata; Actinopteri; Clupeiformes; Clupeidae
Gene: sema6cb
Product: sema domain, transmembrane domain (TM), and cytoplasmic domain, (semaphorin) 6E
Exons: 21
Coding region: 601-3912 (1103 amino acids)
Biological process (GO): positive regulation of cell migration; semaphorin-plexin signaling pathway; negative chemotaxis
Cellular component (GO): plasma membrane
Molecular function (GO): chemorepellent activity; semaphorin receptor binding
Source: RefSeq, a predicted model, not a curated record
UAGAUCAACGUAGUACUACGGAGCGCGCUUUCGCAGUGUGUGAGAUCCAGUGAUAACAAACGUCCUGUGGGAAAACUAACAAAUCUCGAGUGCAUGUCUGUGUUCCGUUUGGUUACCUAGUACAGACCGGACUUCAGGUCAUCAAGAAAUCUGCUGUCUGCUCGUGGCUUGAGGACAAAAUAGGAGAAAAGGUUGAUCCCAAGUCACAGCUCAAUGAAGUAGCCGAUCCUGCCACCAUCCCACGUUUUCUGCCCGACAACCAACAAACCGGCGUCAAGCAGUCGGCGAGGCUGAAAGACCUGGGACUUGGCGAGGGACUGCAGAGUUUCUGUCAAGUCUGAGGGGGUCGAACCCCCUUCUCUGUUCCCCCCCUUUCACCCCCACCCCACCCCACCCCCCCAAAAACCCCCCUUCACCACUCAGCACCAACUCCAGCCUCCCUCCUCUGCUCAACCACUUGGCUUGUGAGACUCCAGGAAGAAAAACCAUAAAGCACGCAGUUCACCAAAACAACUGACAACAGCUCAUUUCAACUGCGGGUGGUGAGUCCUGUGUGGGUCAUGCUGAGGUCUGGCUGAGCUGCAGGAUCGCUGUGCUGCUAUGAGGCUGUCGCUGGGCCCACCGCGGCCCCUCCUGGCCUGGGCCCUGGCCCUGGUCCUCUCCUGCUGCCCCCUCCCUGCCCGCCUCGGGACCAUGCCCUUCCCCCAAGACCUGGAGCCCAUCAGCAUCGUCGGGAGCGAACACUCGUACCUGUACCCGAGCUUCCAGGGCCUGAUGGAGGACAACGACACGGCCCGCCUGGGCUUGGAUUUCCAGCGGAUGCUCCGCAUCAACCACAUGCUCUACAUCGCUGCCAGGGAUCACGUCUUUGCCGUCAAUCUCACUUCCUCAUCACAGCAGAUUGUCACUCAGCAGAAGCUGACAUGGAAGACAAAGAAUGUGGAGAAAUGCACAGUGAGGGGCAAGAACAGCGAUGAAUGUUACAACUACAUCAAAGUGCUCGUCCCGCGCAACGACGAAACCCUGUUCGCGUGCGGCACCAACGCCUUCAACCCCACCUGCCGGAAUUACAAGAUGUCGAGUCUGGAGCAGGUUGGAGAGGAGGUCGCUGGCCAGGCACGCUGCCCAUUCGAGUCGCGGCAGUCCAACGUUGGCCUCUUCGCUGGUGGGGAUUUCUACUCGGCGACCAUGACGGACUUCCUGGCCAGCGACGCGCUGAUCUACCGCAGCCUGGGCGAGAGCAGCCCCGUCCUGCGCACCGUGAAAUACGACUCAAAGUGGCUGAGAGAGCCUCAUUUCCAACAUGCCAUUGAGUACGGGAACUAUGUGUACUUCUUCCUGAGCGAGAUUGCAGUGGAGUACACCGCCCUAGGCAAGGUGGUGUUCUCGCGAGUGGCCCGGGUCUGCAAGAACGACAACGGCGGUUCCCCGCGGGUUCUGGAGCGCUACUGGACCUCCUUCCUGAAGGCGCGGCUCAACUGCUCGGUGCCGGGCGACUCCUUCUUCUACUUCGACGUGCUGCAGUCCCUGACCAACGUCAUGCAGAUCAACCAGAAGCCCGCCGUGCUGGGAGUGUUCACCACGCAAGCCAACAGUAUCACCGGCUCUGCGGUGUGUGUGUUCUACAUGGACGACAUCGAGAGGGUUUUCAACGGCAAGUUCAAGGAGCAGCGCAACAGCGAGUCGGCCUGGACCCCCGUGCCUGAGGAGAUGGUACCCAAGCCGAGGCCUGGCUCCUGUGCUGGCGACGGCCCAGCAGCAGGCUACAAGUCCUCCACGACCUUCCCAGACGACACGCUGACCUUCAUCAAGUCCUACCCGCUGAUGGACGAGGCGGUGCCCUCGGUCAACGACCGGCCGUGCUUCACGCGCACCACCAGCAGGUUCAAGCUGACCCAGCUGGCGGUGGACACGUCGGCCGGGCCGUAUAAGAACCACACGGUGCUGUUCCUGGGCUCGGAGGACGGCCGCGUGCUCAAGGUGCUGGCCAGCACGCACGCCAACGCCUCCUUCAGCACGCAGCUCCUGGAGGACAUCGACGUCUACAACCCCGCCAAGUGUAACAUCCGCGGGGAGGACCGGCGCGUGCUUGGCCUGGAGCUGGACAAGGAGCAGCACGCCCUGUUCGUGGCCUUCUCCAGCUGCGUGGUGCGCGUGCCCCUCAGCCGCUGCGCCGACUACGGCACCUGCAGGAAGAGCUGCCUGUCCUCACGAGACCCCUACUGCAUCUGGCUGAAGAUGGGGCUGUGCGCCACCGUGGCGCCUGGAAUAAAGCAAGGGUUUGACCAGGACGUGGAGAGUGGUUAUACGCAGUAUCCAGACAGUUGUCAUGACGUUUUGGCCACCACGCGAAAACAGAACACCGUAGUGGAUUCUGCUUAUGGAAAGACCACCCCCACUACAACCGCCAGCACAACCAGUCAGGCAGCAGUCCUUCCCAAGGUGCCCGGUGACUCACAGAAAGGUACAGGGCCUGAGGGGCACCCUUCAGUGGGGGACCAGGGCUCGCCUGACUCUGAGGCCAUCAGUGUAGAGGGAGUGCGACGCCCUCCUGAGGUGGAGAAGACCAACCACAGCGUCCACUACACCCUGCUGAUCGCCUGCGUGCUCGUGGCCUUCGUCCUGGGCGCGUUCCUGUCCGGCUUCCUGGUCUCGUGCUACUGCAACCACAGCUCCAGCAAGACCAAGCGGCUGCCCAAGGACCCGGAGGUGUCCAUCCCCCACGCGCUCUCGCUCCGCAGCCUGGCCAAGCUCAACGGCCUGCUGGAGAGCCAGAGCAAGGAGGACAAGCUGGACGUGCCCUCGCCCAAGGUCUACAACUCCUUCUUCGGCAACGGGAAAGAGCACCCCUCGCGAAGGCACCACGGGCACCACGGCAUGGGCGACCUCAUCCACCCGCACCACCACCACCACCACCACCACCACGGCUCGGAGCUGUCCGGGCUGCCGACGCCCGACUCCACGCCGGAGCUGCCCAUCAAGAGCAUGAAGGCCUUCAAGAACCAGUGGGAGAAGAACCAGAACUGCAACAACGCCAAGGAGCCCAAGCCGCACAACGUGCCCGGCUCCAGGCCCAGCUCGGGGCUGCACCAGCAGGUGUUCCCCUUCUCGCACGGCCUGUCCAACGGCCAGGCGCUGGGCGGCUCCAUGCACCUGGAGGAGCGCAAGAUCCACAACGCAGAGCGCGUGAUGAGCCAGCAGCAGCAGCAGCCGUACCACGGCUACCCGCACAAGGUGGUGGACGUCACGUCGCUGGACGAGCUGCUCAAGCACAUCCACGAGAUCAACGUGACCACGGGCGGCCUGGGCGGCGGGCUCGGCGGCGGCAAGGUCAUGACCUCGUCCAUGUCGGCGCACGCCGGCCAGAUGGCCUUCGCCAACCGCGUGCAGCCGCAGAUCCCCGAGACGGAGACGGCGCCGUACUACAGCUCGUCCACGCUGCCGCGCGACAGCCUGACGCGGCGGAUGGACGUGCCGCCCGACAUGCCCAUGCCGCCGCCGCCGUCGCAGUCCACGCUGGAGCGCCUGGCGCGCCACCCCGGGCACCACCGCCACUCGCUCAUCGCCGCCUCCAAGAUGGCGGCCGGGGGCGGCGGAGUCGGCGGCGGGAUGGUGGCGCGCCAGCACAGCUUCAACCACCAGGGCGGGCGCCCGCUCAUGCUCGCGCGGAUGAACUCCGCCGGGAGCAGCGGCGGCGGCAUCGGCGGCGUUGGCAUCUGCGAGGUGCGCCACCCGCUCAUCCCCGCCAGCUACCUGACGCGCCAGCACAGCUACAGCGAGCAACCCGAGUGCCACCGCGGCGGCGGCGUCAACGUGCGCCGGACGGCGUCGCUCAAGCCAGACGUGCCCCCCAAGCCGCUCUUCAUCCCCGCCACCUCGCCCGUCAACCAGCAGGGCAAGUUCAACUACUGAGGCCAACCAACCAGAGCUUUUGUUUUAACAAAACAAAAACAAAAACAAAAAACAAAAAACAGGACUGCACACACGUAUCUGUGUAAUCCCAUGACUGGAAAUGAAAACGAAAAAAGAAAAGAAAAUAUUCAAACGAGCAUUGAGAUUUGAACUGGCAGUCGGGGACGCUGCCUGCUACACUUGAACGUGACCCACUUUUCUCUAUGUCCAUUGAAUAUAUUUGUACCAUAUUGGUAUUGCUCAGCUAUUUGCUUCUAGAGGGUGGAAAACUGGGGGAUAGCAUCUGCCAGAAGAUCACCUUGUUUUUUAGGCUGCCACUGUCUUCAUUGUGGCUUUAAAUGCAACUCUGAACAGUAAGGGCUGACAUCACCACGGAAACUGCUGGACACAAUCGGCUCGGGGCCCUUUGUGAUGCUACUCAUCUUUUCGCUUUUGCUCAACCAUUCUGUUGGACGUAGAGGUGAUGAUCAGUGAUUGUUUCUUAUAAUAACGUGUAUAUAUAUAUGCAUGUGUGUGCGUGUGUGUGUAUAUAUGUGUGUUCAUAUCUACACAGUAUAUAUGUAUACAUUACACAGAUCAAACACAGUAUCGUGUCUAUACUGUGGAUUACAGCUUCUCAAAAGAAACACUUUAUUUGCCUUAUUUUGAGAACAAAAUAAACUGUUACAUUUCUACAACCCCCCUCCCCUAGUACCCCUUGUUCCCCUAGUAUAUUGCACCAUCUUAACAAAAAAACACCACGCAAGAGAUUUAUAAGCAAUAACCAUACCACAAACUCCCUUGAAAUGGCAUGAAAUUAAGUCUCCCCCAACAGGAAAGCGUUUAAUUACGCAAAGCUUCAUCAUUUUGAGGAUAUUUGUAUUGCAUUCUCAAUUUCUAGUAACAUUUGGGCAGUGACCAAAAAAAAGUUAGGCAUGGGAAGACCACUAAUGUUCUUCUGUGGCCAUAUAUGCAGUAUUAAAAACUACCCCUGACUAACGUGUGUUUGGUAUGUGUGUAUGUCCAAGCAGAAGCUUUGCAAAAGCAGGUAUAUCAGCAAACAAUUCAGAGAUCAUACAUCCACGACAAGUAUUACUCCCUUGGUUUUUAAUUUAGUGAAGACUGCAUCACUUGCAAUUAACUUUGUAGUCAUUGGUUGUAAAUAUAGGAAUAAUAACUAGCCGAAUAUUAAUUGUUUAAUUGUGUAAAUUGUGCCUUAUUUAAUAUGGUAUGUGCUCUGGGAAAGGGUGGGGGUGAUGAAUGAAAAUGAAGAUGCUACAGUUUGUGUUUUAUCUUUUUUUAUUUUUCAAUUUCGAUGUCAGUAUACUGUAUGCCACAUGUACCAUAGGUUUAUAUUUCUAUCUAGGCCUUUUUGAUAUCCCCUGAACUGUGUGAAUAGGUUUAACAACUACCAGCUUAAGACUGCAGGUUCUAUUUUAAUCUAUUUCGCUCCACUUCUGUGCUUUUUUCCUCCUCAUUGAGUGGGUUGGUGAUGCCUUUGCACGCAUUCACAUUGUGUUCACCAGAUCCGAUCAAAAUCUGCCGAUUUCGUCGAAGCGCAUAUUUUUACAGUAUAGUGCAGCAGAGCACCACCAAGAGCACCAGUAUAGUGUAGUGGAGCACUGGCUUCAGAGAGUAGUGUUUGUGUUUGUACUUUUCUUCUAGUUUAUUCCACUGCUCUUAGACAACAGCUGAGACUAUUGAUAGGGGAACCAACGCUGAUCAAGGUGUUUCAUUACAUCGUCUGUUCAACACUGCCUGCAGUGGAACUCAAUGUGAUACUUGCUCUGCAUCUCUCUUUCUUCCCCUCUCUCUCUCUCCCUCUCUUUCUUUUUCUCUUUUUCUCUCUCUCUCUCAAUCUUUCUCUCGUAGACAUACACACUCUUUCUCUUGGUUCUCUGCUCUUAAGAAUACCUAUUGAUGUGGUGCUCCACUAUUGCACUUUUCAGACCAAUUUCUGAGUAUUGCUCUUAACUGUACUCUUGACUAAAAAUGUUCUCAAGAUCUAUCAUAAAAAUGUGAAACAAAAUGGUGUAUUUGUAACUGCCUGGAUUACUGCAGUUUGCCUGCACUUGAAUUCACCACAAGCUGACUUCUCAUCCAUAUAUACUCACCAGGCUUGUAGAUGGCCAGUCAUAACACAUGUGCAUUCAACGUUUAAAAAAAAAAAAAAAAACUAUUUGGGAAAACAAUGGUUAAAGAAAUAUACAGAGAACAAAAGAGACACCUAUUCGCUGACAGUAGUCUUGUCAGUAUGACCUUACACCGAGAAGAGGGCUGUGUUUAGUUGUUGAGAUGAAGCGUGGCUUGUUGGAACAGAAAUAGGGGUUGAUGAAGGAAAGGGAAUAGUCUUUGUCAAUUUUAAUUGCUAUAACCAUUGAGGUUUCUUGUUAUUGCACAGUGUAAAUAAAAAUAAUGUCAUUUGGA